UAUGCGUGUUCGCGGAUUAUGUGAUGUCUGUUUUAACACCCCUCUUUGAUGCCUAUUCCGCUUCUUUCGCUCGAGCACGUUUUUUCUUGAUCAGCGCGGUUCUACUGUUGUCAACCCAAACUAGAAUGCAUGCAUCUACUCUACCUGUGGGGAUAGUAGCUCCAUCGUUACGUAUAGAUAGGUUUCAACAGUUAAUGUUAGCGUGCUGUAAUAGUAAGGAUAACCCUGCUGACACUCUUUCUAGGCAUUUACGUCGCUAUGAACCUGAAACUAUCGUUGUUUUUAUCGUCUUGGUUUUCAACACCCACCGCAGUUUGUUUGAAAAGGUACUUCGCGGGUUUCUCGUGGCUCUGGGUUUCCUUGCAAGGGGCGUCAUUUGCUGCCAAAUGUCCAUAAUCGUUGAUUACAGACAGGAAGACUUGAUGCGAGUCGCAAAUCUAUCCGCGAUACAAGCCAAGCUCGAAGAGCAAAUCGGUGUCAUUGUUGGUUCUUUUCAGUGCCUGAAGAGACCCGUAUAUGAAUGGCUGAAGAGGCACGGGCUGCUUGGAGAUGAACAGAACAUGGCGCGAGGCUUUGUUGGGGACUCGAGUUUCCAAGUUGACGAAGAUGAUGUCGGUGAUACGAGUAAAUUGCGAGCCCAGAAGGUGAAAGGAUAUCGGUGAUGAACAAAUGCUGUGGCUGGUGGAAUGGCUAUGGUACUGGGCUUGAAGAGUUUGACUUCGAUGCUACUUCAUGAUCACAGAAGAUGCAUCCCAUUGUAUGGUAUGAAUCUUAGCAUGUCACCUUAUGACAGAUUUCAUG
Messenger RNA from Bipolaris sorokiniana ND90Pr, 801 nucleotides. RefSeq lists its product as uncharacterized. The record is from RefSeq and is a predicted model, not a curated record. The coding region runs from base 24 to 662 and encodes 212 amino acids. NCBI's taxonomy places the organism in Eukaryota, Fungi, Ascomycota, Dothideomycetes, Pleosporales, Pleosporaceae. The transcript has a single exon.